AUGAUAGAGAGUUGUGGGUUUCGGAUUUUGGGGUUAUGGGUUUGGGUUCAAGUUCGUGGGUUGUGGAUUUUGGGAUUGGGGGUUCGUGGGUUGUGGGUUUCGGGGUUGUGGGUGGUGGGUUUCGGGGUUGUGGACUUGUGGGUGGUGGAUGUGGGUUCGUGGGUUGUGGGUUUCGGGGUUGUGGGUGGUGGUUCUGGGUUCUUUGGUUGUUUGGUUGGUGGUUCGAAUUUUCUGGGUUCGUGGGUAGGUGGUUCGAAUUUUCUGGGUUCGUGGGUUGAUUUGGUUGGUGGUUUGAAUUUUCUAGGUUCGUGGGUUGUUGGUUCGAAUUUUCGGGGUUGUAGGUGGUGGUUUCGGGGUUGUGGAUGGUGGUUCUGGGUUCGUGGGUUACGUUGUGGGUUUCGGGGUUGUAGGUGGGCGAAAUCGGGGGUGGUGCUAGGUGGUGGCGGCAUAGUUCUAGGUGGUGGUGGUAUGGUGCAAGGUGGUGGUGGUGUUGGUGAUAGGUGGUUGUAA
This is a messenger RNA of Chenopodium quinoa (quinoa), 510 nucleotides long. RefSeq names its product glycine-rich protein 23-like. The transcript has a single exon. The coding region runs from base 1 to 510 and encodes 169 amino acids. NCBI's taxonomy places the organism in Eukaryota, Viridiplantae, Streptophyta, Magnoliopsida, Caryophyllales, Amaranthaceae. The record is from RefSeq and is a predicted model, not a curated record.